Molecule: messenger RNA, 1703 nt
Organism: Harmonia axyridis
Lineage: Eukaryota; Metazoa; Arthropoda; Insecta; Coleoptera; Coccinellidae
Exons: 3
Coding region: 124-1641 (505 amino acids)
Source: RefSeq, a predicted model, not a curated record
GUUGAAGCCGGCCGGCCAACUUGUAUUCUAAAAUCGUCCUUCAGCAAGAGCCGGCUUGUUUUUGGAAGACAAUAUAAAAAGGUUACCCUUUUGAGAAGAAAUCAUUCGAUUCAUACCUUUCGUAUGAUACACAUUAACAUGAAGGUAUUCGCGUGUAUCACUAUUGCCCUUUGCGUGGCUCUCGCCGCAGCCGAGAACGAACCCAAAGUAACUGGCAAAUACAAGAGGUACGCCCCCUUCUUGCCAAAUGGUAUCGAAUCGAAACUCUCCUACACCUCCGUCCCACACAGUCUUGAAUACUCCAACCUCCAACGCAUCUACAGUGGAUACUCACCAAACCUUGCUUACUCCAACAUCUAUGGUUAUGGAAGCCCAUCUGUCUACUCCAACUACGGUUCUGGAAUCGCAGGUUGGUCCGGAAUCAACGGAUUAGCCCAAUCUUCUCUUGUUGGUGGCAGCUACGGAAUUCCAUCUGCUUACUCCAACAUCGCCUCUGCUGGUCUUGGAGCUGCAUACGGAGCUUCCUAUGGAGCCUCUUUGGGAACCACAUACGGCACCCCACAAGUAUUCCACGGACCAAUCAAAGAAGGUGGUUCCACCCAAAACGUUCAGGUCAGAACCAUCACCCAACAAGUACCUGUACCAGUAGCACAACCCUACCCAGUCGAAGUAACCAAAACUGUACCAAUCCCUAAACCCUACCCCGUUGAGGUGCCAAGACCUGUACCAGUACCAGUUAAAGUUGAAGUACCAGUCGAUGUACCAAGGGCAUACCCAGUCAAAGUUCCCCAACCUGUCCCAGUUGAAGUACGUGUCAAUGUACCAGUAGAAAUCCCAAGACCCUACCCAGUUACCGUUACCAAAACUGUACCUGUACCAGUUGAGAAACCAGUCUACGUUAAGUACCCAGUACAAUACCAAGUGCCAGUACCUGCCCCAUACCCAGUUGAAGUACCACAUGCCGUACCUAUCAACGUACCACACCCAGUCGUUGUUAAGGAACCUCAAUACCACGUUACCAAGUCUACUGCCUACGUGCAACCAGCUAUCAAAACCUUCACUUCAGUCCAACCAGCUACCUAUACUGCUCUUCACCCAACCACCUACACCACUGGCUUGAACAACCUUGGUUUGUACAGCUCUGGCUUGAACAACCUUGGUGUCUACAACUCUGGCUUGAACAACCUUGGUGUCUACAGUGCUGGAUUGACCGCACACUCUGUACACCCAACCUCUUACACUACCGGAGGCGUAUACGCUGGCCCAUACUCUCACGCUGUCUUGGACGCCCAAGCCUACAACUACCCAAGCAGCUACAUCCAGGGAAAAUACAUCAACGCUCAACCCUUGAACUACUUGCGUAGCAGCUAUGAUAACAAAUACGGUCUUCUCAAGUCUUACGUCCCAAGCGUUGUUGGUGGAUACAGCGGAUUGAAAACCUAUGCCCCAAGUGUAUAUGGUUCAUACUCUACCUUGAAAUCCUACGCUCCAACCGUCUAUGGUUCAUACGGUGGAUUGAAAGCAUACAGCCCAAGCGUAUACGGUGCCUACAGCUCUGGCUUGAAAUCCUACACCCCAGGAUCUUAUGUUAGCUACAAUGGAUUGAAAUCUUACACUUCUGAAUACUUGAAGAAGAAGUAAGGUGCUUGUUAUGGAUUGAGCAUGUGAUAAAUUUUGUAAAAUAAAGUACUGUGAAUUUUAAA